This is a messenger RNA of Fraxinus pennsylvanica, 888 nucleotides long. Lineage: Eukaryota; Viridiplantae; Streptophyta; Magnoliopsida; Lamiales; Oleaceae. The record is from the annotation of a GenBank genome assembly.
AUGGGGAAGAGCCGAAGAGGCCAUGAAACUCCGGAAGAAGAUCCGUUUCUUUCCAGCAAGUACGCCGUAGCAUAUGUACGAGGUCAGCAAGAUUUGAUGGAUAAAUUUCAUCCGCCGUUCAAAAGCUGCGAAUGUUGCGGUGGAACCUUAACGGCUAAUGGGUACAUUGUUUCUGAUUAUGAUUCUCUGGAGAAAAGUCUUCAAUUCCAGCACUAUACCAAAACGCUAGAAGAGACUGCUGCUUUGGCUAUACAAUCUGGGAUUCUUUGUAAAUAUGCUACUACUUUGCAAGGCCUAACAGCCUCAGUUGCAACAGUUUACUAUCCAGGCUUUGACCAUGUGGCAUGUGGCAAUGUUCAAGUAAAGGAAUCUAAUGAAAUAGCAAGCUCGUCUGAUGCUGUAGUUCUGGUAAUGGGUUCGGAACAAUCUAUUGAGAGAGAGGCCCUCGGCAGGAUUGGUACUCUCCCAGGACAGCAAUCCCUUUUAAUAUCUGAGGUUGCAAAUGCGUCCAAAGGGCCUGUGAUUCUAGUUAUAAUGUCUGGAGGUGGCAUGGAUGUAUGGUUUGCAAGGAUAAUCCCAAAAUUUCUGGCAUUCUGUGUCGGGAAUUUCCCUGGUGAAGCUGCAACUGCAGACAAAAUUUUUGGGUGGAUGGCUGCCGGUGACAUGGUAUCCACAGUAAUGAGUAGAAAAGGUUCCCAUGACAAUGAGACCAGACACUGCCACGGGAUACCCUGGUCGAACAUAUUGUUUUGCAAGGGUGAAACUGUUUAUUCGUCCUUAGAAGGACAAAGCUAUUCUCAGGUUGAUCACCAUCUUGUUCGAGCUCCUACAUUUGUUUCUCAUCAGCUUGCAAGUCUAUUGAUGCAGGGCAAGCCUGCAAGAAUUUAG